GAAGAAAAAAUUGAUCAAUUAAACAUAAUAUUUGCAAAUAUGAAUGCAGCUCAAGUUCAACAAAGCCCAAUUACACAAGUUGUUCCUAAACCACUUAUUAUGCCACAUUCAGUACCAACAAGUAAUCGAUGUGUGGCAAUUCAGCAUUCAAAAUAUGUUGAUAGUGAAAAUAAUUUAGAAAUCGUAAAUCCACCAGUUACAUACAGUAGACGUGAGACUAAACGUUACAAGUCUGCAACAGAGAAAACACAUCGGCAACCAUAUGCUUGUCGUACCUGUGGUCAGGUUGGUCACAAUAGCGCAAGGUGUGAGAAAAAAAGCAAUUAA
Molecule: messenger RNA, 327 nt
Organism: Dentiscutata erythropus
Lineage: Eukaryota; Fungi; Glomeromycota; Glomeromycetes; Diversisporales; Gigasporaceae
Source: the annotation of a GenBank genome assembly